AUGAAGGUUUCUGCAGAAGGCUGCAAAUUGUUCUUCACCACCUCUUGCCUUUUACUCAUCUCAGGACUCACUGUCCAUUCUCUGUCUCACUCUUAUGAUGAUUCUGCUACCACAGAGUGCCUGGCAGAACCUCAGAGGGAACAAUAUGGAGGAGGCAUUAUAGUGAACCCAGCAUUCGAUCACAGCUUAGAGGGUUGGACAAUGGUUGGAAAUGGAGCAAUCGAAAAACGAAGAUCCAAUGAAGGCAAUGCAUUCAUUGUGGCCAGAAACAGAACAAAACCUUUGGAUAGUUUCUCACAGAAGGUUCAACUUAAGAAAGGAAUGAUAUACACCUUCUCUGUGAUUAUUUUCCCCUUUUUUCCACAUUCAGCUUGGUUGCAACUCAGUAAAGGAAGUGAAACUGUGUCAGUUGUAUUUAAAAUACAUGGAAGUGAACUGAUACGAGGUGGGCAUGUGAUUGCAAAGCAUGGGUGCUGGACUUUGCUGAAAGGUGGUUUAGUUGCAAACUUCACAAGCCCUGCUGAUAUUCUUUUUGAGAGCAAGAAUCCAACAGUGGAAAUAUGGGCUGAUAGUGUAUCCUUACAACCAUUCACCAAAGAGGAAUGGAGAUCACACCAAGAAGACAGCAUUGAGAGGGUACGGAAGAGAAAGGUGAGAUUCCAAGUAACUCAUAUAAACGAAACAGCAUUAGAAGGAGCUACAAUUUCCAUCAAACAAACAAGGCCACACUUCCCAUUUGGAUGCGGAAUGAACAACAAUAUCCUCACAAACAGUGCAUACCGGAAAUGGUUUAUGUCAAGAUUCAAACACACAACCUUCACCAACCAGAUGAAGUGGUACAGUACAGAGAAAGUUCAAGGCCAGGAAAACUACACUAUCCCAGAUGCCAUGCUGGCAUUGGCCAAUGACAAUGGCAUUUCUGUUAGAGGCCAUACCAUUUUAUGGGACGACCGAAACUUUCAGCCUGAAUGGGUCAAAUCCUUAUCUCCUCAGGAUUUGAGAGAAGCAGCAAGAAAGAGAAUCAAUUCUGUGGUUUCAAGAUAUAAGGGAGACCUGAUAGCAUGGGAUGUUGUGAAUGAGAAUCUCCACUACAACUUUUAUGAGCAGAACUUUGGUGAAAAUGCUUCUGCAAUGUAUUACUCAACAGCUUACCAUCUUGAUCCAAAUGCAAGAAUGUUCCUGAAUGAGUUUAACACCAUUGAAUAUAGUGGGGAUGUGGUUGCCAACCCAGCAAACUAUAUCAGGAAAAUUCGAGAGAUUCAGCAGUUUCCAGGAACUAAAGGAAUACCAUUAGGAAUUGGGUUGCAAUGCCAUUUUGCUUCUGGCAAUCCAAAUCUUGCUUACAUGAGAUCAGGGCUUGAUAUUCUUGGUGCAACUGGAUAUCCAAUAUGGCUCACAGAAACUAGUAUAGAUCCACAACCAAAUCAGGAAGAGUAUUUUGAAUGGAUUCUAAGAGAGGGUUACUCACAUCCUGCUGUUCAAGGGAUUAUAAUGUUCAUGGGUCCAGUGCAAGCUGGUUUCCAGAAGGCUCCUCUAGCAGAUGAAAAUUUCACAAAUACUCCAAUGGGAGAUGUUGUGGACAAGCUAAUUCGUGAGUGGGGAACUGGGCCUCAUGAAACCAUGGCAGAUAGCAGAGGAAUUGUAGACAUUUCACUACAUCAUGGAGAUUAUGAUGUAAUUGUUUCACAUCCUCAAACACACUUCUCCAAAACACUCAAUCUAAGUGUAAGGAAAGAGUUUUCACAGCAAACAAUCCAUGUGAAAAUGCAUGCCUGAAAAGGCAUCACCUACUGUUAAAGCAAACUGUAAUUACAAAUGUAAAAUUAAAAUAUUAUAAUAAAAUGGCUUGAAGCAUCAUCAUUAUUUGGUAAAUUACAGUUUCCUUGGGUGGUUUAAAAAUUAUGUUGCUUUCUCACAAAAUGGCUGCCUACAUUAAAUCCACAAAGUAGAUCCGGCUCCUC
This is a messenger RNA of Lotus japonicus, 1961 nucleotides long. RefSeq names its product endo-1,4-beta-xylanase 5-like. Gene Ontology annotation, molecular function: hydrolase activity, hydrolyzing O-glycosyl compounds. Bases 1 to 1776 code for a protein of 591 amino acids. NCBI's taxonomy places the organism in Eukaryota, Viridiplantae, Streptophyta, Magnoliopsida, Fabales, Fabaceae. The record is from RefSeq and is a predicted model, not a curated record. The transcript has 7 exons. Gene Ontology annotation, biological process: carbohydrate metabolic process.